Messenger RNA from Ceratosolen solmsi marchali, 943 nucleotides. Its product is annotated as pre-mRNA-splicing factor Syf2. The coding region runs from base 183 to 872 and encodes 229 amino acids. Gene Ontology annotation, cellular component: Prp19 complex; catalytic step 2 spliceosome; post-mRNA release spliceosomal complex. The record is from RefSeq and is a predicted model, not a curated record. The transcript has 4 exons. Lineage: Eukaryota; Metazoa; Arthropoda; Insecta; Hymenoptera; Agaonidae.
UGUGUAUUAAAUAUAAUGCGUAGUGUCGCAAUAGUCACGUGAUCGGUAUACCGAUGCGCCAUCUAUGAUCUAUGCAGUUUUCGUUAGAUCAUCUUCGUUGUUUUGUAUUUAGUUUUAAUUAUUGAUUGUACGCGUAGACUAUGUAUGCAUUAUAAUAUUUAAAAUUUAUACAUUUGAGAAUAAUGAGCGAAGCAGAGUCAUUAAGUACAAAGACAUUGAUCGAUAAAUAUGCAGAACGAAUGAAACGUUUGAGAGAACUCCAUACAAAAAGAAACGAGGCUCGGCAACAAAAUCACAAGGAAGUCGUUGAGGAGGACAAACGAAAUAAAUUACCUUCGAAUUGGGAGGCUCGAAAACGUCAAGCAGAUUGGAUUAUCAAUGAUGAAAAAGCAAGAAAAGAGGCAGAAGAGAAAGGACUUGAUUAUGAAAGAACGAAGCUUUUGAAUAUUGAUGCGAUAGAAGCCGAACGACUAGCGCGAAAAAGGAAGAAAAUAGUACCUAAUGAUGGAUUUGCCGAUUUUGAGCAAGCAACGGUACGUCAAUAUAAACAACUCGUUAAAGGUAUAAAACCAAACAUGGAGGUUUAUCAAGAAGCUAAAGAGACACUUGGUCCAGCAUUUUAUGGAGAUAGAAAUACAAUUUUACAUGGACUACAUAAAGAUAAAAAAGAGGCAGUGGAUAGAAUGGUUUCCGAUUUAGAGAAACAGAUUGCAAAACGGGAAAAGUAUAGUAGGAGGAGAAUGCAUAAUGAUGACGCCGAUAUCGAUUAUAUUAAUGAAAGAAAUGCUAAGUUUAAUCAGAAACUUGAACGAUUCUAUGGAGAGCAUACAAGAGAAACUAAACAAAAUCUUGAGCGCGGUACCGCUAUUUAGAGGCCUAGAAUCUAUCUAUUCUUAGAUAUAUAAGUAUUAUCUAUCCGUUAACUGAUGUCGAAUUAAAAUUA